AUGGCAUCACACCUCAUCAACUGGCUCGGGGCCUUAACAUUCCUACUUAGCUCUGUCAUCGCUUCCCCGCUGUCCAAGACUGGAAACUUGAAGGCUCGAGCAGAUACUUUUGCUAUCACAGGUGUUCAAGAUGGUGGAAUACAGCCACGUCUUGAGAUUCGAUCGCUUGCAGCUAAUCCAAUUCAAUGGAACUUGUUUUUGCUGGCUAUGGUAGAAUAUCAAGCAACAGAACAGAAUGACUUAUUGUCUUACUACCAAAUUGCAGGUAUUCAUGGUUUUCCAUUGGUUGCCUGGGACGGAGUUCAAGCUACAGCAUCAGGGAAUACCGGAUACUGUACUCAUGGAUCUAAUCUUUUUGGUCCUUGGCACAGACCAUAUCUUGCAGUUUUCGAGCAACAGCUCCAUGCCUGGGGGGUUAAAAUUGCUCAGCAGUUCAACGGUAGUGACUCAGAAGCCUAUUUACAGGCAUCUUCGACUCUCAGAGUGCCAUAUUGGGAUUGGGCAGCCAAUCCUGCUAACAAUGGGCCGAUUCUCGCAGAAGUCUUGAGCAACCCGACUGCUUCUGUCACGUAUCCUAACGGUAGUACGGCAACUAUUUCGAAUCCAUUAUUUUCUUAUAAUUUCCAUCCUUUGGUGCCAAGUGACUUUCGAAAUGGCUACCCGUACUCCGUAUAUGACACCACACUUCGUUGGCCAACAUCAGACACUGCUGCUGCUACAAGUCAAAAUGAUCAAGUAGAAUCACAAUUGGAAGCCAAUUUACGGAAUUUCAGAACUCAAAUCAUGACUUUGUUUGCAAAUUGGCAGCCCUAUAAUCAUUUCAGCAAUAAAGGAUCAGGCAGUUCUGGUUUUGGCAACAUUGAAUCCAUUCACGAUACCGUGCAUACAUUAACAGGAGGCCUCAUAUAUCCUGGUCACAUGUCCAUCGUUCCAGUAGCUGCAUUCGAUCCAAUCUUCUGGUUCCACCACGCAAAUGUUGAUAGACUUCUCGCCAUUUGGCAAGCUGUUUACCCAGAUUCCUAUGUCGAAACAGCACGACAAGGAGCAGCCACAUGGACUAUUUCACGAGGCUCCUAUCAAGACCAAAACUCUCCUUUAACUCCAUUCCACCAAGAUACAAACGGCAAGUUCUUCUCUCCAGCCGACGUUCGCAAUGUCGAAACUCUCGGCUAUUCCUACCCCGAAAUCAUCAAUCACCCCGACAACACCACUCUCCAACAAAACAUCCUCGCCUUGUACGCCGGCUCCCCAGCUUUCAAAAAGCGUCAAGCAGCUACUCCAUCACGUCCCCGCGACUGGAUCGUCAAGAUCGAUUUACCAUGGACCGCCCUCAACGGUACCUACAGCGUAGGAGUAUUCCUCGGAAAAACCCAAGCCUCCCCUCCAUCCUGGGCUAAAGACCCCUCUUUCGUCGGUAUGCACGCUACACUCGGAACGCAAAGCAUGACACCCAAUGAUGUAGUCGCAUCAAGUAACGUGCAUCUCACCGAUGCCCUUAUCCAAAAACACGACGAGGGAACUCUACCAGAUUUAAAUGAAGAUACGAUUGUUGAUUACCUGACCGCGAAUCUAGAAUGGAAGGCCCAGAAAGGCGGACAAGAAAUCGAUAUUAAAACGUUGCAAGGUGCAGUUGUCAAGGUGGAAUCAGUUGAGGUGGCGGCUCCGGCGGCUUUAGGUACUUUUGCGAAUUUUAAGUGGGUGGAUGUGUCACGUACUGUGGAUCAAGUGGUCAACAUUCAGAGAGCAGUAAAGGAGUUGCUAUGUUUAUCUUCACCAGUCUCUCCACUCAAUAAAAAUCCAACGAGAUAA
Messenger RNA from Sclerotinia sclerotiorum 1980 UF-70, 1809 nucleotides. RefSeq lists its product as hypothetical. The record is from RefSeq and is a predicted model, not a curated record. The coding region runs from base 1 to 1809 and encodes 602 amino acids. The transcript has 9 exons. Gene Ontology annotation, molecular function: oxidoreductase activity. Lineage: Eukaryota; Fungi; Ascomycota; Leotiomycetes; Helotiales; Sclerotiniaceae.